AAGAGAGAGGAAUUUCCAGUGUGUCUUGAAAUUAAUUGAAAGAACAAGCAGUACAAUACAACCCACCGUAAAACGCAUGGCUUCUUCAAGGCUGCUGUGGGCUUCAAAGGCUGCUUCUUAUCUCAGGAUCUCGGUCUUCCACAGAGGCUUCUCCUCUAUUUUAAAGGAUCUAAAAUAUGCUGAUUCUCAUGAAUGGUUAAAGGUUGAUGGUAAUUCUGCCACAAUUGGUAUAACAGAUCAUGCUCAAGACCAUUUAGGCGAUGUUGUGUAUGUUGAAUUGCCAGAAGUAGGGGUCAGUGUAUCACAAGGUGGCAGUUUUGGUGCGGUUGAAAGUGUCAAGGCUACUAGUGAUGUUAACUCUCCUGUUUCUGGUAAAGUAGUCGAAGUGAAUGAAGAGCUGAACAGCUCCCCUGGUCUGGUUAACUCAAGCCCAUAUGAAAAUGGAUGGAUUAUAAAGGUGGAGAUGGAUGAUGCUGGUGAAUUGAAGACCUUGAUGGAUGCGGAUCAGUACUCCAAGUUCUGUGAAGAAGAGGACUCCAAGCACUAAUUGGACAAUCCUGGUUAUGUCGUGCAUAGAGAUAUCUUGCUUCUGGAAAACUGAAAAUACAUUUUUAUCUGUAUGUUUUUCAUCCAACUAUGUAUUUCCAUGCCUGUGUUACUUUUGGAUGGGGUGGAAUUUGUUCAAAUAGUUUUUUCUUUAGACUAUGGACAAUGAAUUGAGGUUGGCAAACGAUUUGGCCACUUGCAGCAAAUUUGAAAUUGAUAAAGCUUUUGAUAAAA
Mangifera indica (mango) is the source of this 780-nucleotide messenger RNA. RefSeq names its product glycine cleavage system H protein 2, mitochondrial-like. The coding region runs from base 77 to 547 and encodes 156 amino acids. Gene Ontology annotation, biological process: protein lipoylation; glycine decarboxylation via glycine cleavage system. Gene Ontology annotation, cellular component: glycine cleavage complex; cytoplasm; mitochondrion. The transcript is spliced from 3 exons. Lineage: Eukaryota; Viridiplantae; Streptophyta; Magnoliopsida; Sapindales; Anacardiaceae. The record is from RefSeq and is a predicted model, not a curated record.